AUGCUUUCAAUUUAUAAACCAACAAUUACAAAACUCGCUCUUUCUGGUAUGGGUACCGUGGCGCUCCGCCCUGCCAGGUCCUUGAAGAUCAGAACGGAGCUUCUCGAUAAUGACGACCAACGCAAACACGACGACAAAAAGUUCAUCUCUCACCCUAUGUUCCCUCAUCCAGAGUGGACAAAAGAAGAGGUCGAGAGUGUGAAACCUGUCCAUCGUGCACCUCAAAAUACAAUGGAUCGUGUUGCUCACAGCGCUAUCAAUCUGGUGCGCUCGAUCUUCGAUUUUGCAACCGGCUACAAACACCCCAAGACUCCGGAAGAAAUUACUAAUCGCUUUGAGGGUACGAGGUGGGAGAUGAAUGAAAACAAGUGGCUCACAAGAAUUAUAUUCUUAGAAUCGGUUGCAGGCGUCCCUGGCAUGACAGCAGCCUUUAUUCGUCACCUCCACUCAUUGCGUUUACUUAAGAGAGACAAGGCUUGGAUUGAAACAUUGCUUGACGAAGCUUACAACGAAAGAAUGCACCUUCUCACAUUUAUUAAGAUUGGUAAACCUUCGUGGUUCACUCGUUUCUUUAUCUACAUGGGCCAAGGUGUCUUCUGCAACAUGUUCUUCUUCAUGUACUUGCUUUAUCCUCGCUACUGCCAUCGUUUCGUGGGCUAUUUAGAGGAAGAGGCUGUCAGUACCUACACCCAUCUCAUCAAUGACUUGAAGGCUGGAAAGUUGCCUAAACUUGAUGGUGUUAAAGUUCCCGAGGUGGCUCAACAGUACUGGACAGAGCUCAACAACGAGUCAACCUUCUUGGACUUGGUGGAGAGAGUCAGAGCUGACGAGUCUAAGCAUAGAGAGGUGAAUCACACCCUCGCCAGCAUUGAUCAGAAGACUGACAGGAACCCUUACGUUGUGAAGAUCGAAGGUGUCGACCAACCACAGCCAGAGAAAGGGUUGAACUCCAAACACCCAGAAGGCUGGGACAAGAAGGAUUUGAUCCUUUAA
This is a messenger RNA of Candidozyma duobushaemuli, 993 nucleotides long. Its product is annotated as alternative oxidase. Gene Ontology annotation, molecular function: alternative oxidase activity. Bases 1 to 993 code for a protein of 330 amino acids. The transcript has a single exon. The record is from RefSeq and is a predicted model, not a curated record. NCBI's taxonomy places the organism in Eukaryota, Fungi, Ascomycota, Pichiomycetes, Serinales, Metschnikowiaceae. Gene Ontology annotation, biological process: alternative respiration. Gene Ontology annotation, cellular component: mitochondrion.